AUGGCGGCCGCGAGGUGUCAAUCAGGCGACGUGCGGCCCACGCAGAGGCAGGCCGGCCCGGGCACAGGACACAGCACCCCCGAGGGCCGUCAGGCUAGAGCAGAGGGCCCCACGGGAGCUUCUAUGCAAAGUGGGCGGGUGGUGUUCCGGAAGCGCUCGCCGCACUCCCUGUACGCCGUGGUGGCUUGGACCGCCGCCGCCGUCAUCGCCUUCCAAGGCCUGCUGCACUGGAUACAGGUGAACUCCCCCACCGCGCCUCACGCGUGCUGGCCUGCAGAGAGGCUGCACAAACUCAACUCGCUGUUCUCGCAGGUGACGCAGCGGGCUGGCUACUUCAGCCUCAAGGCCUACUACGCCUUCUUCGUCAUUAUCGGCCACGCCCCCCUGCUCAUCCCCUUGCUGCACUGGCCCGCCCUGCACCACGUCGCCCGCGCGUUCAACUACUCCCACCAGUUCCAGGCCAACUUCCAGCAGGCAUUCGGCGUGCCGCUGCGCCUCGGGAUGCACCGCAGGGCGCUGGCGACGGGCAUCGUGUCGCCGCUGUUCGGCGUGGCCGUCACUUUCUGGGCGCACUUCUACGGCUACCUGCCCUGGCGGCAGUUCCCCACCUACGAGCUCAGCGCCACGUACCUGGCCAUCGUGCCCGGCACCUGGCAGCUCGCGGGCCUCGGGCUGGAGACGUCGGCCCAGCGGCUGCUGCACCAGCUGCACCAGCUGACGCAGGUGCUGGGCCGCGACAGAGACGCUGCGAGGGCGAGGCUCCGCCUCCGCGAGGCCCGCUGGCUGUGGCUGCAGCUGGACCACUCGGCCAGGCUGUGGGCGCGCGCCUGGACCCACGCCCUGGCGCACUUGCUGCUCUUCUCCAUGGCCACGGUCCUGCUGUCCAUCUUCGGGGUCAUGAUGCCGCUGCUGCGCGCGCAAGGGCUCAGCGACCAGCACGUCGGCUUGGUCGUCGGCGUCGGCCACAACUGCCACAACAUCUACGCUCUGUGCACGGCGGGCUACAGGGUGCGGACGCAGGUGAGAGACACUAUCAUCAAAGAAUUACUGAGAGUUAAGCUACCCAGCUCUGAGGCUGCAAUGUACAAAGAGGUACUAAAAUUCACCAAGGCCAUUGACAUGCAGGACACUAAAAUCUCCUUGAGGGGCUAUGUCACCAUCAAUAGAACAUUGAUAAUUAAGUGUGCUACUCUACUACUGACCUAUGUUAUAGUGUUGCUUCAGUUUGCAUAUGCUAAAGGUGCCCAAUAA
Messenger RNA from Thrips palmi, 1251 nucleotides. RefSeq names its product gustatory and odorant receptor 63a-like. Bases 1 to 1251 code for a protein of 416 amino acids. NCBI's taxonomy places the organism in Eukaryota, Metazoa, Arthropoda, Insecta, Thysanoptera, Thripidae. The transcript has 7 exons. The record is from RefSeq and is a predicted model, not a curated record. Gene Ontology annotation, biological process: cyclic nucleotide biosynthetic process; sensory perception of taste; intracellular signal transduction. Gene Ontology annotation, cellular component: membrane.